This is a messenger RNA of Closterium sp. Naga37s-1, 1995 nucleotides long. Lineage: Eukaryota; Viridiplantae; Streptophyta; Zygnematophyceae; Desmidiales; Closteriaceae. The record is from the annotation of a GenBank genome assembly.
AUGGUGGCGAGCAUGUGGAAGAAGGUGGCCUUCCUGCCAGGCGGCACCAUGCGGUCGUACACGUCUGCGCGGGGAACAAGAGGGGCGGGGGCUCAAAGUCAAGCCUGGAAGAGCAUUGGCAAGCGGUGCAAGAGCAUUGGCAAGCGGUGCAAGAGCAUUGGCAAGCGGUGCAAGAGCAUUGGCAAGCGGUGCAAGAGCAUUGGCAAGCGGUGCAAGAGCAUUGGCAAGCGGUGCAAGAGCAUUGGCAAGCGGGGCAAGAGCAUUGGCAAGCGGUGCAAGAGCAUUGGCAAGCGGUGCAAGAGCAUUGGCAAGCGGUGCAAGAGCAUUGGCAAGCGGUGCAAGAGCAUUGGCAAGCGGGGCAAGAGCAUUGGCAAGCGGUGCAAGAGCAUUGGCAAGCGGUGCAAGAGCAUUGGCAAGCGGUGCAAGAGCAUUGGCAAGCGGUGCAAGAGCAUUGGCAAGCGGGGCAAGAGCAUUGGCAAGCGGUGCAAGAGCAUUGGCAAGCGGUGCAAGAGCAUUGGCAAGCGGGGCAAGAGCAUUGACAAGCGGGGCAAGAGCAUUGGCAAGCGGUGCAAGAGCAUUGGCAAGCGGGGCAAGAGCAUUGGCAAGCGGGGCAAGAGCAUUGGCAAGCGGUGCAAGAGCAUUGGCAAGCGGUGCAAGAGCAUUGGCAAGCGGUGCAAGAGCAUUGGCAAGCGGUGCAAGAGCAUUGGCAAGCGGUGCAAGAGCAUUGGCAAGCGGUGCAAGAGCAUUGGCAAGCGGUGCAAGAGCAUUGGCAAGCGGCGGUGCAAGAGCAUUGGCAAGCGGUGCAAGAGCAUUGGCAAGCGGUGCAAGAGCAUUGGCAAGCGGUGCAAGAGCAUUGGCAAGCGGUGCAAGAGCAUUGGCAAGCGGUGCAAGAGCAUUGGCAAGCGGUGCAAGAGCAUUGGCAAGCGGUGCAAGAGCAUUGGCAAGCGGUGCAAGAGCAUUGGCAAGCGGUGCAAGAGCAUUGGCAAGCGGUGCAAGAGCAUUGGCAAGCGGUGCAAGAGCAUUGGCAAGCGGUGCAAGAGCAUUGGCAAGCGGUGCAAGAGCAUUGGCAAGCGGUGCAAGAGCAUUGGCAAGCGGUGCAAGAGCAUUGGCAAGCGGUGCAAGAGCAUUGGCAAGCGGUGCAAGAGCAUUGGCAAGCGGUGCAAGAGCAUUGGCAAGCGGUGCAAGAGCAUUGGCAAGCGGUGCAAGAGCAUUGGCAAGCGGUGCAAGAGCAUUGGCAAGCGGUGCAAGAGCAUUGGCAAGCGGUGCAAGAGCAUUGGCAAGCGGUGCAAGAGCAUUGGCAAGCGGUGCAAGAGCAUUGGCAAGCGGUGCAAGAGCAUUGGCAAGCGGUGCAAGAGCAUUGGCAAGCGGUGCAAGAGCAUUGGCAAGCGGUGCAAGAGCAUUGGCAAGCGGUGCAAGAGCAUUGGCAAGCGGUGCAAGAGCAUUGGCAAGCGGUGCAAGAGCAUUGGCAAGCGGGGCAAGAGCAUUGGCAAGCGGUGCAAGAGCAUUGGCAAGCGGUGCAAGAGCAUUGGCAAGCGGUGCAAGAGCAUUGGCAAGCGGUGCAAGAGCAUUGGCAAGCGGGGCAAGAGCAUUGGCAAGCGGUGCAAGAGCAUUGGCAAGCGGUGCAAGAGCAUUGGCAAGCGGGGCAAGAGCAUUGGCAAGCGGGGCAAGAGCAUUGGCAAGCGGUGCAAGAGCAUUGGCAAGCGGGGCAAGAGCAUUGGCAAGCGGUGCAAGAGCAUUGGCAAGCGGUGCAAGAGCAUUGGCAAGCGGUGCAAGAGCAUUGGCAAGCGGUGCAAGAGCAUUGGCAAGCGGUGCAAGAGCAUUGGGAAGCGGUGCAAGAGCAUUGGCAAGCGGUGCAAGAGCAUUGGCAAGCGGUGCAAGAGCGUAGCAAAUUAUCCCAGCUUUGGUGAGCACGCGCUUAUAGAAGCAUGGACCAAAACCUCUUCCAGCAAGGACAAGCGCCGCCCGUGGGGCUCGAACCCACGACCACAAGGUUAA